UUUUGGCCAUUCCACCCACCUGAGCUGAACCUCUCUUAAACCCGGCCUCUCGUCCCGUCGCUUUCACUCGGCCCAUCCAACACGCCGGAGCCUCCCAUCGCCGUCGCCGCAGCGCUGCUCCCGCCUCCCCAUCGUCGGCGCAGCGGAGAGGAUAGGCUGUGAUGGAAGAGGGCAGUGAUUACUAUGUUCUCAGGAAAGGGGAUGUUGUGGCUGUUUACAAAACUCUACGUGACUGUCAAGCUCAGAUCUGCUCUUCGGUAUCUGGUCCAGCUGCAAGUGCCUACAAGGGUCACGCUUGGAGCAGAGAAAAGGAGGAAUAUAUCUCUUCACGGGGGCUUAGUAAUGCUUCUUAUGUAAUCAAUGCAACUGAACUUCGGGAAGAUAUAUUUGGCCCCCUUGUUCCCUGUAGUUUCCAGGAGAUAGUUGGUGCUAGAUCAAAUCAACCAGCUCCAAAUCAUUUUGGCAUCCGUAAUGGUAUAGCAUAUCAGACUGGGUCACAGUCUGUUGAUCUGAACCAUGAAGCCAGAUCUAGUUCCUCCAGGCAUAUCUCACCAGUAAACUUCAACCACAGUGGAGCUGUUGAUGCACAACCUGUCUCCAAACAAUAUAUGGUGGGUAUUCUUCAUUUUGAUGGUGCUUCAAAAGGAAACCCAGGAAAAGCAGGUGCUGGAGCAGUGCUUAUGACCGAAGAUGGUAGAGUGAUAUCUCGACUUCGUGAGGGUCUUGGUGUUGUUACUAAUAAUGUUGCGGAGUACCGGGGCCUGAUCUUAGGACUGAAAUAUGCAAUUAGGCAUGGAUUCAAGAGAAUCAAAGUACAUGGUGACUCUCAACUUGUCUGCAAUCAGGUGAACGGCGUUUGGCAAACAAAGCACCAGAACAUGAUGGAGCUCUGCAAUGAAGUGAGAAGGCUGAAAGAGAACUUCCUCUCUUUUGAGAUUAACCAUGUUCGACGGGAAUGGAAUGCUGAGGCGGAUCGGCAGGCGAACAUCGGCAUCACGCUUGCCAAUGGCGCUGUUUCGGAGGAGCGCGGUGACUUCUGAUACAAGCCUCGUCCAGUUACCAAUGUAUGUCCAGUUAACUAAUUAUUACUAGCUUGGAACCUUGGAGGCCUUCGUCAAGCUGCUAGCCUGCUCUACGGCAGGGGCGUGGUGACUGCUUUAAUAGCAGUCCUACUAAUCACACCAGUAGUAGUGUCGGUGUAUGCCAUCGUCAAGCUGGAUGGAAUUCUGAUUUCUGUGUCCAGUGGAAGAUGAUGGAUGUUUUAGGGUCUACACCUUGAUGCUGAGUCCUGGGUUUAGUGGGCCCCAUUUUGAUGAACCUGGUAACUACUCCCUGUGGUGUGAGUCUCCCGUCCAUGACCCCUGGGCCGCAUUAUAGUAUCAAUGUAAGAAGCUUCGACUUGAUGGGCUCUCAAUCUGAUGCAACCUCGUAUGUGUGUGCUUUGGAAUUUGCCAUGCUA
This is a messenger RNA of Setaria italica (foxtail millet), 1459 nucleotides long. RefSeq lists its product as uncharacterized. Gene Ontology annotation, molecular function: RNA-DNA hybrid ribonuclease activity; nucleic acid binding. The record is from RefSeq and is a predicted model, not a curated record. Lineage: Eukaryota; Viridiplantae; Streptophyta; Magnoliopsida; Poales; Poaceae. Bases 162 to 1040 code for a protein of 292 amino acids. The transcript is spliced from 10 exons.